Polychytrium aggregatum is the source of this 1704-nucleotide messenger RNA. RefSeq lists its product as uncharacterized. Gene Ontology annotation, cellular component: nucleolus; small-subunit processome. The transcript is spliced from 8 exons. NCBI's taxonomy places the organism in Eukaryota, Fungi, Chytridiomycota, Chytridiomycetes, Polychytriales. The record is from RefSeq and is a predicted model, not a curated record. Bases 222 to 1358 code for a protein of 378 amino acids. Gene Ontology annotation, molecular function: RNA binding.
UCCUGCCGCCACGCAUUCUAGCCUGCUGCGCGCGCAUAUGAAGCGCAGCCGCAUUUUUUCUUUUUGGUUCGCAGCACAAAUACACAGAGCGCCACUGUUCAGUCCACAUCCACACCGGAUUCGAUAUCCGCUGCUCUUGUCUCCAUCGCAUCGCAUCGCGGCGCUGUCCUGCUGCUGUCUGCGUCCCAUCUCGCCCCGAGUACACCUGGCCGCACGCAUCCAUGUCUGAUACCGAGCACCAAGAAACCGCCACGCCUGAACAGCUCGAGGCUGAGCGGAAGGCCAAAAAGAACAAAUACCGACGAGACAAACCAUGGGACACCGACGACAUCGAUAAGUGGGCCAUCGAGCCCUUCAAGCCCGAGGACAACAAGACCUCGUUCCUGGAGGAGAGCAGCUUUGCCACUCUGUUUCCAAAGUACCGCGAGCACUACCUCAAGGAGGUUUGGCCCCAAGUCACAAAGUCCCUCGAGAAAGUGGGAAUUGCCUGUGUGCUGGACUUGAUUGAAGGCAGCAUGACCGUCAAAACCACACGAAAGACCUUUGAUCCAUAUAUCAUCUUCAAAGCACGAGAUUUGAUCAAGCUCCUCGCCAGAAGCGUUCCUUUUCAGCAGGCUGUCAAGAUUCUGGAAGACGGCAUCGCCUGCGACAUCAUCAAGAUCGGAAACAUCAUCCGCAACAAGGAGCGCUUUGUCAAGAGACGGCAGCGGCUGCUUGGACCCAGCGGAAACACCCUCAAGGCCAUUGAGCUGCUGACAAAGUGCUACGUCCUGGUUCAGGGCAACACCGUCUCGGCCAUGGGCCCGUACAAGGGUCUGAAGGAAGUCCGAAGGAUCGUCAUUGACUGCAUUGGGAACAUCCAUCCUAUUUAUCACAUCAAGGAACUGAUGAUCAAGCGAGAGCUCGCCAAGGACGACAAGCUCAAGGACGAGUCCUGGGAACGAUUUUUGCCACACUUCCGCAAGAAGAGCGCCCCAGCCCAGAAGAAACCCAAGAAGGCCAAGAAGGCUGAAUACACACCCUUCCCCCCUGCGCCCACCCCUAGAAAGAUUGAUCUCCAAAUCGAGUCGGGAGAGUACUUCCUCUCCAAGUCCGAGAAAGAGUCCAUCCAGCGGCAGAAGAAGCAAGAGGCUCAGAAUGAAGCCAACGUCCAGCGAGAGAAGAAACGGAGCGAGGCGUUUGUCCCUCCCGUCGAAACCAAGGCAAAGCCCUCGCAGCCUGCAGAUUCGAAGGAGGAGAAGCUCUCUAUCGACGAUCUCAAGAAGAAGCUCACUGAGAAGGCAAAGAAAAGGAAGGUCGAGGUCAAGGUGGAUGCCGAUGCGUACAUCGAGAAGCCUGCGAAAAAGACCAAGAAAUAGCCUCCUCCGGCUUUUUGAGUCUGCGGAGUGCAGAGGUGCUGCACACUGUCCAAUACACAUCUCUGAUCUCCAGCAACGCAUCGCCGGCGAGGUAGCAUCCGACAGAACAUCGCAUCCUCCCACCGUGCCCACGUAUCGCAUCACAUUGCGUCCAAUCCAGCUGGCUUCUCGGCAAUCUUGACGGAGGCCUGGCUCUCCGGAUAUCUGAGGUCACUUCCAUGCGAAAAAAUCGCACCGGUGCUCAGUGAUACCGUUCGACGAUAGAGUCGGCGACGAGGGUCCCACAGGUCUCGCACAGAGGUAAAAGUGCUUGCCCUUGUUGGUGCCGGCCUUCUUGACGACAAAU